CAGGCUGGGGAGACACAGCUUUCGAUACAUUCAAAGGCCAUACAUCCGACAUCCUUGCACUUGCAUACUCCCCUGACGGACAGUUCAUAGCGACAGACUCGGCGGACUCAACGAUACGAGUAUGGGAGGUGAUUGCGGGCUUUCACGUCGGGUGGCCACUGUUCGGACACAAGCAUUCGGUCCGUGCCAUCGCUUACUCUCCUGAUGGGCAGCAUCUCGUUAGCGGUUCCGACGACGGGACCCUUCGAGUAUGGGACAUGAAUACCUAUCGGAUAAUCAUGAGGCCACUUAAGGGUCACAUACACUGCAGCUACUCCGCUGUACAGUACUCUCCCAGCGGCACACUCAUCGCAAGUGGGGAUGGCAAAGGUCUUCUCCAGCUUUGAGAUGCACGCAUGGGUCACUGCGUCACCACUAUGGAGCAUCCCGAAGCUGUGAGGUCAAUCUCGUUCUCACCCGAUGGCAGGCAUAUUGCGAGUGCAUGCGAUGGUGGGGUUGUUCGCGUUUAUGACGUAUAUCGGCAUACUCUUACUCGCGAGUUCUCUGGUAACGACGGAGGCGGUGUGCGAUGCGUUCAGUACUCUCCAGAUAGCUCCAUCAUUGCCAUCGCCGCGAAUGACUGUACUAUCUGGCUCUGGAACGCGUGGACAGGGGCCCUGGUCAAAGGACCUCUUUGUGGUCACAGAUACCAUGUCUCGGGAAUAUCAUUCUCUUCUGAUGGCCAGCAGCUGCUCAGCUCAUCUGCCGAUGAAACAAUCAGAGGCUGGGACGUCACAUCAGGGAAAUGUGUCUUGGGGCCGCUAUAUGGGCACGGGGAGCCAGUUGGAGGAAUAGGCUGCUCUGUAGACCGAAAACACUUCGCCUCUUUCAGCAAUAAUGCAGUGCGUGUCUGGAAGAUACAGGACGGAAUUGUGACCUUGCUGCGGCCACCGAUGCGAAGCAACAACAUACCACAAAGCGCGGCGGGUGACAUUGACGACCUUUCGUUCAUGCAGCCGGCAGGCGAAGCAGACGAAAUGACCGAAAUGGGCGAAGUGGACAGACUAGACGGGGCAUCCGGAAAAAGGGAGUCGACUGCUUUGACGCGAAUAUUCCGUCGGUUGUUGGGCAGCAAUACCCAUAACAGGUUCGACAAUGAAGCUGUUCAACUCGAAACAAUCAUUGAAAUAGGCAACUUUGAGGUGAUCAGCUUAGCCACUCACACGGCCCCUUAAUCGACGCCGUCUUGCAGGGACUUGGGUUUGAGGACGUAAUGGAAGACAUUGAGUACCUACAGCAAGAGCCGCAGGUCUCUAGCAGAGUUUUACCUAUGACUCGGACAGAGUCACAGCAGACCUUGUUCGUUCAAGAGGCCUCGGAAGACACUGACGAAAGAAGUGGAGAAAAUCAUGCAAGAAACCAGGGAUCAAGACCAAAUUUACUAGCAUCCGUCGACUCUAGCGAUAGUUUGGGAAGCUUCAUGAACAGACCAGCUACCGUAACCAGGACAAACGGUGCCCAAAAUGUCAACUUCUUUGACGACGGCGAGACUAAUAUUGAUGAUAAUAUACCGCAACAGCCAUGCCCCUCUACAAAAACGCCACAGCAAAAUCCGCAGGGUCAGGGGGAAAGAAUGAUAACCAUCAUCAUGAUACGCACUUCUACUUGGGUGCGGAGACUCCCAGAGCACAGGGACAGGGUUGCGAGUACGUUCCGAAAAAUAUGGACCCGCACAGCAGCUACGUGGGGGAGCAAUAACGCAACUGGGAAAACCAGCCCUGCUAUACCGGAACCAUCUUCCAUGCGCCAAGCCCUGCGUGUUUUGGAUACUAUCAUUCCGGCAAUUGGCACGAAGGUACGUAAGUUCAAUGCGAUCUUCCUUUAGUUGUUGUACCGUCCCUUUCUUCACAGCGCAACGUCGCUGCAGGACACCAGGCUAGCAGACGACGCAGCGAAGACAAUGACACGAUAGAUUCAAACGUAUCUGAUACAGAUUCGCAUUCGAUGAAAUCGGAAGAGUCUGACAAUCCAGUUGUCAACGCGCUCUUUUUCUGCAUCUGGCCGUGCAUUCCAUCACGGAACACAAAUUCUCAUUCUCCGCAUAGUACCGCAAGGCCGGUUCUUGCGCAUGAGCAAACGAGCACUUUACCUACCUUGGGAGCCAUGGGUUCGCCUUCCACAUCUGCGGAAAGAGAGCCGGCGUCUGCUCCUCCGCAAGAGGCGAUCUCAGCCGAGACGGUGACGAAUUCGGUGAACGCUCUUAGGCAUUCGUAUCCGCCCGCGAACCAAACGCAAAGUGCGGAAGAGAAGUCGGCUCGCAAUGAAACGUUGGAGUCAUCAUCCGCUGGAGUUUGGGCAGCUGGAAUGUUUUCCCCUCGCGGCCAGGAGACGGAGCUACCUUUGCUAUGACACCACCUCUAGGCCUUUUACCCUUUUCGGUACAUAUUCGAUGAUUUUCAAGUUAAGCUACGGUUGUCUGCGUACUGAGCGUCGCUUUCGUUUUCUUAUUUAUAGUUGUAUGACUGUGUCGCUUCUCCUUGUAUUGCGCUGAUUUUUCACGUCACAAUCGUGGCAUGAACAUGG
Coniophora puteana RWD-64-598 SS2 is the source of this 2562-nucleotide messenger RNA. RefSeq names its product WD40 repeat-like protein. The transcript is spliced from 8 exons. The coding region runs from base 417 to 1214 and encodes 265 amino acids. The record is from RefSeq and is a predicted model, not a curated record. Gene Ontology annotation, molecular function: protein binding. NCBI's taxonomy places the organism in Eukaryota, Fungi, Basidiomycota, Agaricomycetes, Boletales, Coniophoraceae.